CACGGGGACGGGAAAUUCAGGAAACAGCCGGCAGGCCCGGGCCGGUCCAGGAAGCUGCCGACGCGUUUCCAAACUCCGAGCGUGACGGGGUCCGCGUGGGGGAGGCCCAUAAAGCCUCGCGUCCGGGCGGGGAGGACGGUACCCGUAGCGGUCACCCUCCGGCCCGGAACGGCGGGGAGGAUGGGGGUGCUGCUCCUCCUGAUCCUGCUCGCCCCGGCGCCGGGCGUCGCGGCCUUCCCGUCGCAGACGCUGAGCCGCCAAGAGGCUCUGUCCCUCGCCCUCCACUCCUACAACCGACGGGCGGCCAGCGAACGCGCCUUCCGCCUGCUGGAGGCCGCCCCGGCCCCGGCCCAGAGCCCCGGGGCACGGACUCAGGAGCUGAGCUUCACCCUGCAGGAGACCGUGUGCCCGAUGGCGCCGGGCCUGGACCCCGACAAGUGCGAUCUCCGUCCCGACGGGCUGGUGAGAGCCUGUUCCGGAUCUGUCUCCUUGGAGGACGGUGGUCCGGGUGUCCUGCUCACGUGUGAUACCCUGGGCCGGGCGCCUCUGCGAGUCAAAAGGAAGUCGCUCCGCCGCCGGCUCUGUAAACCUCUCAGGAUCGGGUGUCACGGGCCUUUAGCACACGCGCCGAUGUCUCGGUACGGCCUUCGCCACGGGGACAGGGUUUUGGUUUAGUCCGGUGCUCUGGACGUAAGGGGCGCUCAAUAAAUGCCACCGGUGACGACGACGGCGGCGGCGGUGG
Ornithorhynchus anatinus (platypus) is the source of this 742-nucleotide messenger RNA. RefSeq names its product cathelicidin-related peptide Pt_CRAMP2-like. The transcript has 4 exons. The record is from RefSeq and is a predicted model, not a curated record. Gene Ontology annotation, cellular component: extracellular region. Gene Ontology annotation, molecular function: lipopolysaccharide binding. Bases 181 to 675 code for a protein of 164 amino acids. NCBI's taxonomy places the organism in Eukaryota, Metazoa, Chordata, Mammalia, Monotremata, Ornithorhynchidae. Gene Ontology annotation, biological process: defense response to Gram-negative bacterium; antimicrobial humoral immune response mediated by antimicrobial peptide; defense response to Gram-positive bacterium.